Pelobates cultripes (western spadefoot toad) is the source of this 420-nucleotide messenger RNA. NCBI's taxonomy places the organism in Eukaryota, Metazoa, Chordata, Amphibia, Anura, Pelobatidae. The record is from the annotation of a GenBank genome assembly.
AUGGUUCACUUAUCGAGCAUCAUGGGAAAUGGUUCACUUAUCGAGCAUCACGGGAAAUGGUCCACUUAUCGAGCAUCACGGGAAAUGGUUCACUUAUCGAGCAUCAUGGGAAAUGGUUCACUUAUCGAGCAUCACGGGAAAUGGUCCACUUAUCGAGCAUCACGGGAAAUGGUUCACUUAUCGAGCAUCAUGGGAAAUGGUUCACUUAUCGAGCAUCACGGGAAAUGGUCCACUUAUCGAGCAUCAUGGGAAAUGGUUUCACUUAUCGAGCAUCACGGGAAAUGGAGCAUCAUGGGAAAUGGUCCACUUAUCGAGCAUCACGGGAAAUGGUUCACUUAUCGAGCAUCAUGGGAAAUGUCCACUUAUCGAGCAUCACGGGAAAUGGUUCGCUUAUCGAGCAUCACAGUAAAUGCAGUGUAA